Messenger RNA from Pedinophyceae sp. YPF-701, 217 nucleotides. The record is from the annotation of a GenBank genome assembly. NCBI's taxonomy places the organism in Eukaryota, Viridiplantae, Chlorophyta, Pedinophyceae.
GUGCGAGUCCAUGCGCGGCGGCAAGGGCAACAAGGCCCUCUUCAAGCUGGAGGACCACCUGGCGUCCGAAGCUGCGCAGCGGGCGCGAAAGCGCAAGGCGGCGCCGAAGGCCACGGCGGCGCCGAAGCCCAAGCCCACGGCGGCGCCGAAGCCCAAGCCCAGGGCGGCGCCGAAGGCCAAGCCCAGGCGGGGGGGCGGGCGCGGGGGGCACAGGUGA